AUGGUCACGAGACCACCCCUCCCAAAGACUGAUGCCGAGGCUCUGCGGCACUAUUUGAGAGCCUGGCAGUGGGCAAUUGCAUGGGAAGAAUCUCGUCGCGGUCAAGAACUGGAGAAGAGCCGCCAGGAAGCCAUGAAGCUGGAGCGGCGGAAGAUCGAACAUGGGAUUCUCGUUGACGCACUCUGUGCAGGAAUGAGUCCUGAUCUUUGUCCCGCUCUUAUGGACAGCAUGAACGGCCUAUUCAAUGGGCGUCUCAACCCGGACAACUUGCCACAGGACCUGCCUGUUUCAAUCCGCAGACGCCUUCGAGCCAUUUCACCAGUCCUGAAUCAGCAGCCUACCCAGCCGCCUGUACCGGCGAUCCUGACUCCGCCCCCCGAAGCAUCAGAUCCUUUCAACAAAAGCGCAGAUCAGCAGCCUCAGAAACCUGCAGAGAUAACCCAGAAGAAUUGGCAGGGCUCAUUCCAGGUGCACUCGCGAAAUGACGUGUCCGGAUUCUCCAACAAUCCAACCUCGUCUCCGGAGUUCUCUCAAUCCGCAGCAAAUGAAAUCUCCCGUCGGGAGACACUGAAAGCUGUCACUUGUUUUCCUCGCGGCGCUCCAAGGCCUCGUGCUCAACACCGAUCACGCCUGUCGGCUUCAAACCCACCUGGACAAGUGCGUCGCUUCCGCUUUCCAAUCAUCGUUUGGACACCCUCUGCACAGAAGGUGGAGCACUCCAUCGAGGACAUGAUGAUCGAUACCACCUAUGAUGCAAGCGAUGAGGAAUCGACUGAUCCCGAAGACUACGAGUCUUACUACGACGAUCCACACACCGGCAGCGAGUACGAAAGCGAUCAAGAUCGUGAAGCGCUUCACAACAGCAGUCACAGCAAUCAGGACGACGAUGUCAUGAUCGUCGACGAUACAGACUGA
This is a messenger RNA of Penicillium diatomitis, 915 nucleotides long. RefSeq lists its product as uncharacterized. The transcript has a single exon. The record is from RefSeq and is a predicted model, not a curated record. NCBI's taxonomy places the organism in Eukaryota, Fungi, Ascomycota, Eurotiomycetes, Eurotiales, Aspergillaceae. Bases 1 to 915 code for a protein of 304 amino acids.